This is a messenger RNA of Gossypium arboreum, 2510 nucleotides long. RefSeq names its product probable methyltransferase PMT21. Bases 275 to 2089 code for a protein of 604 amino acids. Lineage: Eukaryota; Viridiplantae; Streptophyta; Magnoliopsida; Malvales; Malvaceae. Gene Ontology annotation, molecular function: methyltransferase activity. The record is from RefSeq and is a predicted model, not a curated record. The transcript is spliced from 8 exons. Gene Ontology annotation, cellular component: trans-Golgi network; cytoplasm; endosome.
AAAACAGAGCAGAAUCUUUAUUUAAGGCCUGAAAAAGGGUGAAGGACAAAUUAAAAAGCCAAGUAAAAGCUGCCAUUAAAAUCACAGGAUCAACGACAUCAACUGUUGAACCCAUGAACAAGGCAACCAAAUUCCCUGUCUUCAACCCCUUAUGUGGCACGCUAUGAUAGGAUCUUCAACACUCUCUUUUCACUCCGUGUGAUUCAACUCCUCUUUACAAAAUUAUCACUCUUCCCCACACUUUAUUUAAAGUAGCUAGAUUAUUUCUGAAAUCAUGAAGCAAAAAGAUGAAAAGAAUCAGUCCCAAUCUGAUAGAGCUUUGAAGAUUAUCCCUGUAACGUUACUGGUUUUCGCGUUAUGCGGGUUAUCGUUCUAUCUUGGUGGAAUCUUCUGUUCUGAGAAAAGCUUAUUGGAAGGGAAGAUAGUCCAAGAGCUUUCCAAGGCUGUUUCUUCGCCCGAAUAUUCUGCAGAAAAUGCCCUUCAAAUCAAAUCUGUUACCUUCUCGGAAUGCAGCAUCGAUUAUCAAGACUACACUCCAUGCACCGAUCCCAGGAGGUGGAAGAAGUACGGUUACCGUCGGCUUACUUUCUUGGAACGCCACUGUCCUCCGCUGUAUGAGAGGAAGGAAUGCUUGGUUCCACCCCCUGUAGGAUACAAACCACCAAUCAGAUGGCCAAAGAGUCGGAAAGAAUGUUGGUACAGGAACGUCCCGUACGAUUGGAUCAACAAGCAGAAGUCUAAUCAGAAUUGGCUGAAGAAAAAAGGGGAGAAGUUCCUUUUCCCUGGUGGUGGUACUAUGUUCCCUAAAGGAGUGGGUGCAUAUGUUAAUUUAAUGCAGGAUCUGAUCCCUGAAAUGAGAGAUGGCACAGUUCGAACUGCAAUCGAUACCGGUUGUGGGGUAGCAAGUUGGGGGGGCGAUCUAUUAGAUCGUGGAAUUCUGACGCUUUCUCUUGCUCCGAGAGAUAAUCAUGAAGCUCAGGUCCAGUUCGCGCUAGAACGUGGGAUACCAGCAAUCCUUGGUGUCAUUUCUACACAGCGCCUUCCUUUCCCUUCAAGCUCAUUUGAUAUGGCUCAUUGCUCAAGAUGCCUUAUCCCAUGGACUGAAUUUGGUGGAAUUUAUCUCCUUGAAGUUCAUCGAAUACUCCGCCCAGGUGGUUUCUGGGUCUUGUCUGGCCCUCCUAUAAACUACGAACACCGCUAUCAAGGAUGGAAUACAACUAUCGAAGAGCAGAGAGCAGCUUUAGAAAAGUUGCAGGACUUAUUGACAUCAAUGUGCUUUACAGUGUAUGCUACACAGGGUGAUAUUGCUGUGUGGCAGAAAUCUUCAGAUAUUGGCUGCUAUGAGAAGCUCACCGGUCCAGAUGUCUAUCCAGCCACGUGUGAUGACAGUAUCGAACCGGAUGCAGCAUGGUACACUCCGUUACGCCCAUGUGCUAUAUCUCCAAGACAAAAGCUUAAGAGGUCAUCCGUGGGUUCCCUGCCAAAGUGGCCACAGAGGUUAAACAUCGCACCUGAGCGCAUUUCAGAUGUUCCUGGUGGGAGUGGCAAUGCUUUAAAGCGCGAUGACAGCAAGUGGAAAAUGCGAGCCCAGCACUACAAAAAGAUCCUCCCAGCUAUUGGGACUGAUAAGAUUAGAAAUGUUAUGGACAUGAAUACAGUCUAUGGAGGUUUAGCUGCAGCUCUCAUUGAUAAUCCCUUGUGGGUCAUGAAUGUAGUCUCUUCCUACUCUGCCAACACAUUACCAGUUGUCUUUGACCGGGGCCUUGUUGGCACUUAUCAUGACUGGUGUGAAGCUUUUUCGACAUAUCCUCGAACAUACGAUCUCCUUCACCUCGAUGGCCUCUUUGCUGCCGAGAGCCACAGGUGUCAUAUGAAGUAUGUGCUGUUGGAAAUGGACCGAAUCCUGCGACCGGAGGGGCACGCAUUAAUACGGGAAUCCAACUACUUCAUGGAUGCUAUCGAGACCAUUGCGAAGGGAAUGAGGUGGAACUGCCACAAAGAAGAUACUGAAAAUAGUGGGGAGAAGGAAAAAAUACUAGUAUGCCAGAAAACUCUGUGGUAUGCCUCCUCUACUAACAGUACAAGAUGAUCCCAAAAGUCUUCUUUGCCUAGUUAAAACCAUAAUUAUUGUUCCAACAGUAUGGGAGCUGAAUGAAACAAAUGAGUAUUCCCUGCUUUCGAUACACAAAAAUGGAUAAAUUAAUAAGAUAUUCCAAAGAAAUCAACAAACUUUUGAAUUCAUCAUGUUCUUCAGCUGAAGAAUUAGCCCCCCAAUAAUAUCAUUUUGUUACCUUAUAGAUAUAACGUCUUUGUAAGGCAUCUUUAUAAAUAUAUUUUAUAUAUAUAUAUAAACAGUCCUCAUUAUUAUUAUCUUCAUUUUUGGGGGGCCUUUAUUCUUUGUUGUUAACAAGUCCAAAAAUCAAAAACCCCAAUGGGUUAUUCAUGAAUAGAACAGAUAUUUUAUCAUUCCAGCUGUGAUCUAAUAAACAGUUCUUUGGUAGUUGAGUUUA